AUGGAGGAGUCUUCUUCGUUCCCUGCCGUCCCUCAACAAGGGGAAACGACCCAGAACGAAGCAGGAGAAUCCUCUUCUUAUAACUCGUCUCCUUCUUAUCUUUCUUCUCCAUCGUCUUCUCUUGCCGCUUCUUCUUCCCCUUCUUCUUCGUCGGAUUCUUCUUCUUCUGCUUCUGCUUCUUGUGCUUCUUCAACGUCUUCCUCUUCCUUGUCUACCUCCUCGUCUUCUUCUCGUCGAAUUUCUGCUUCUUCUCUCCCUGUCCUUCUACCUGAUUCUUCUCUUCCCUUCCCCUCCGCCUCCCUGGUUCGUGCUUCUGUUCCUCUGUCUUCGUCGCUAGGUAGGAAUUCUCGGUCUCCUGCUUCUUCACCUUCAGCGUUUGUGUCUCUUUCUCCUCCUCUCCUUUCGCUCUCCCGGCAGCAACCGCAUGUCUCCCUUCCUGUCUCGGAUAUCGAUAUGUAUUCUCCGCGAAACUCGGCCUCUCCUCUUUCCUCUGCUGUUACACUCCCGGCGCUUUCUUCUCCCCCUCCCCCUCCUUCCUCUUCAGGAAAUGCCAAUGGCGACACCGCGCUAGGCCUUCGUCCUCUCUCUUCUCUGGCCAUUUCUUCUCCCCCAUCAUCCUCUUCGUCUAGCUCAUCAUCAUCUUCUGCUCCCUCAUCAUCUUCUUCUCUCUCAUCUUCUUAUCCUACACCUUCUUCUUUCUCUUCUUCUUCCGCCGCUGCUUCUGUCUGUUUCCCUGUGACGCCCACUUCCUCUGCUCCGCGGUCAUCUCGUCCGAAUUCCUCUCUUCUGUCUGCACCUUCUUCAUCCCUUUCCUCUUCUUCUAUCUGCUCUUCCUCUUCUUUCUCUUUCUUUUCUGCCUUCUCUUGUGUGCCAUCGAUGCCUCUUCAUACAGCAUGUGAACGAGAGAGGCCUCUGUCUCCGGCGACGCUGCCCCCAUCGUUUAAUUCACCACUAAUGCAUGCGUCAGUCCCGGCGUCACCGCUGCUUCCUCCUGCUCUCCUCCAAAGCGGGCAAAUACAGUAUUCGUCUCCUUUCUCCGUUGCGUCGUUCGUACCAGCCAAUCUCCAUUGCUCGUCCUCUUCUCUUCCAGGACACCCUGGAACGCCUGGCUCGUUUCCUCACCCUCUUCCUCGACCUCGUUCUUCUUCCUCUCCUUCUCCUUCUCCUUCUCCUCCUCCAUCUUCGCCUCCUCGUCCAUCUUCGCCUCUUCCUCCAUCUUCGCCUCCUCGUCCAUCUUCUCCUUUUCUUCCAGCAUCGCCUUCUUCAUCUUCUGCCUUUGCUCCCUCAAGGUUUCCUUCACCUCCUCGUCCUUGCUUCGCGCGUCCCUCCUCCCCUCUUGCGUUUCCUUCUUCUCGACCUCUGUCUCCUUCGAGAGGCCUUCCGCCUCCUGUUCCGGCGCCUCGCCAACCGAGCCCCACGGCAGGUGUCUGUACACUCCCCACAGGGGGACGGGGACUUGCGACUCGCGUUUUUGCCGCUUCUGCGGCUCUGUCCUCGAGUGCGAUUUCGAGGCUUCCUGUAGCUCUUACUGCCGGAGAAGCGGAGCAGGGAGAGGGAGACUACGGAGUCGAGAUGGAAGGAGAAGCAGGCGAAACAGGAACAAGCGGCAGAGGGCCUGGUGCAGAGAAAGAACAAGAAAUGGACAUGCCAGCAUCUUCUGUUUCUGCAGCGAUGAAAAGAGACUCUUCCUCUCACUCGAUGCCUGUUCAGGAAAACGGUACAGAUCUGAAGGAGCCGACGGUACAGCGACAGAGCGAAGGCUUCGCCUCUUCGUCUUCCCCUUCCUUCUCUAGCGAGAACGAUGACAGUGGCGCGAACGCAGAGUCUUCCGAAACCUCGCAGUUGAAGUCUCAAGAAACGACUCACGAUCACCGCAUUUCUUCCUGCUCGUCGUCCUGUUCUUCCUCUUGCCUUUCCUCUCCCUGUUCGGCUGUCGAUUCGUCUUCUUCACCUCCUGCCGGCUGUGCUGCUUCUCCUGCCUCUUCACAUCCCUCGCCGGUGUCUCUGUUUGCUUCAUCCCAAUUGGUUGUGCGUCCUCUGGUGCGACAUCUUUCUUCGGAAGGCGUCAGCGAGGACGAAGACGGAGAAAGAAAGCCGGCGCAAGCGGCGAGCAGAGGGAAAGCGAGCGGAGACACAGAAAGAACCGAGGACGGCGACGAAAAGAGGGAAGAAGCAGCGGAGAAGAAAGGAGAUGAAGCAGAAAAGAGAGAAAAAAGAGAAGAUGAGCCUGAGAAAGAGAGACACGCAGAGGAAAGGGCGCUCCACAAAAGCAUGGCAAAGGAACCAGAUGAUGGAGUGGAGACACCCGAAAACGAGGAACAGGAAGGAAGAGAAGACUGCGAGAUGCAAGCUGUCUUGGAAGACGCAGAGAACGUCCGGCGUUGCGCCAAGGAGGAGACGACGCACAACAGACAGCUGAAGGCAGAAACCGACGAAGAAAUGCAGAAGGACUCCCAGCGGGCACUGGGGGAGAGGGCACAAGAGCGCUUCAAACAGAACGAGGGAGAAGAGAAUGGAGAAGCACCGGAGCGAGAUGGAAAGGCUUCUCUCGAAGGAGAGGACUACCAAUCUUCCACGUCGGCGAGGAAAGAGGAACAAGUACUCGAUUGGCGUCGCGGAAGUCGGGAGGCGUCUGCGUUCGAGAAGUCGGACUCUGAUAAAGGGCAUGGCCGAUUCAACGAGGCGGAGACGCAGAGAGCAGAACGAAGCAGAAAGGGACAGGAAGCGGUAGAAGACAGAGAAGGUCCAGACGAAAGACAGAAAGCAGGUGAAGAAAGCUGCCGGGAAACGCCAGGAGAGAAAGAGAAAAACUUCUUCCUCGUCGUGGACGGGCGACUGCAGGCUUCGUCGUUUCCGGAGGAGAUUCCUUCGCGCAAAGACGAGAGCGAAGGAGGACGCGAAAAAGACUCAGCAGAAGUCCGAAACAAGGCUGAGUCAAGAAAUUCCAGCCACCAAGAACGCACCGCGCUUCCACUGACUGGAACCGCAGCGACUCUGAUUCAUCCUUCUCUUCCUGAGAAACCGGUCUGCGCAGUAUUCUCGCCUCUCGAACAUCCCCUCCGCGAAUACAUCCCCACUGGUCAUCCUCCCUCUUCCCAGAGGAGGCCUUCUCUCCACCUUCCUCACGCUUCUCCUUCGUCUUCCUCUUCUUCUUCUUCUUUGUCUGCUUCGAUGUCGUCGUCGCUGCCGUCCUCCUCUUCUGUCGCGUCUUCCUCGUCCUCUUCUGCCUCCUCUCCUUCCUCUGCGUCUCUCGCUUCGUCGGCUGCGUCGUCUGGGUCGCCGUCUCCGUGGGUGACGUCGCCUGCGCUGUUGGCUGCGGGGGCUGCGGUGGCAGAGAGAGAACGGCUGGCCGAGCUGCGGCGACGAGCGAAACUGUCCGAGAGCCUGAAAACUCAGGCGAGGCGAGCUGCGCAAAAAGAAGCUGCUCGGUUGCUUCUUGUGGCUGCCGAGAGAUGCUCGGGCGCCUCAGGUGCCGUUCCGAUGCCGGGGACGAUGGCCGCUGAGGCGGCGGCGACCGCGAGGCGCCUUUUGGCCGCGAGCAGGCGCGUGGACGAAGGCGAGAGCGGGAGAGGAGGAGAAGAAAGGAGCGACGAAGCGAAGAGAGACGGAGGGAAGCAGAAGGCACUACUCACGCUCGGCCGCAGCAGAACCAGGCUGACGUCGCCCGCAAGAACAGGCCACCAGCACUGCCUGGAGGCCGUGACGUCUCCAUUCGGUUCUCCUUCGUCUUCCACUUCGUCGUCUUCCUCUCAUGCGUCGUCUUCCUGUGCUGUUCGUUCUCCACCUGACGCGAGAUCCCAGAAAGGCGACAGUUCAGCAGGCGGCUGCGAGGCCCACGGCGUACAGACAGCUGCGAGGGAAGACGGGACCCGUGCGAGGAGCAGAGACAGUCUGGUAAAGGGCAGGUUUUCUUCUCCGUCCUUCGCGCAUGUCGCAGAGGGAGGCUCUUCCCUCAGGCAGUCUCAGGAGAGAAUCGACGAACUGGCCAGACAAAUUGAGAGUCUGCGAUACGAGCGCGAGUGUGUGAGGAGCAUAAAGGCCGUCUACGCUGAAGCUUGUCAAAUCCACGCUCAGCAGCUUCGUGAAAUGCGCCGGCAACGCGCGACAACGCAACGCCUCUUGAACGACUUGUUGCAGCGCCGGUGUUGCUUCAGCGAACCGAUUCGAGAUUACGAACUCGUUUAUCAGGGACCUCGCCACACGAGAGCCACCGACAAGAAGACAGGCAACAAAGAGCUCCCUUCCCAGGACUCCUCGACCUCGUGUGCCAAGGAACCUUUCUGCUGGAAACCUCCAUCUUCUUCGUCUUCGACUUCCGCUUGUGCUGCCUCCUUUUCUUCCUCAUGUUCUUCCUCUUCGUCCUCUGCCUCCUUUGGUUCGUCCUCUGCCUCCUCUGCUUCGUCCCCUGCCUCCUCUUCUUCCUGUUCGGAGUCCUCGUCUUCUCUCUCAUCUGCAUGUGUGUCAUCGAGAGUCUCGGGAGGCAAGUCUCCUAAGUCUCCUUUCGCUGCUUCCUCCGCGCUUCGGAAGUCUCCUUCUUCUCCGCUCUGCGAGGGCGUCGGCUUUGCGAGCGGUUCUGGCCAUACAAAGGACCUUCUGUGGUCGUCCUCCUGGCCUGCCGAGCCUCGACGGAGAGACUUCAGUUCUGGCACCGGAGAGGAGGCAAGCUUCCAAGGAAACUUGAACGCCGGAAGGACAUGCACUCAGCAGUCACUGAACGCAACCGUCCAGUCCGUCUGUCCCUCCAUCGUCUGCGCCGCUCCUCCCGGCAAAGCGAGUGAAAACGAGAGAGAGUCACGACGCUCCGCAGGUCGAGUGGACGACGUCGCUGCCUCUGUGGAGGCAAAGCCAGGCGCCGUUCACCGGAAGCAAGACGACGAAGCAGAGCAACGUCCUCCAGUGCGCUCGCUGCCCUUCUCUUCUUCUUCGACGUUGCCGUCCUCGUCGAACGAGAUGCUGGUCGACGAGGACAUCGACGAGGACGCGGAGCGCAGGGGGAGAGACAGGACGAGAAGGCGUUCGAGAAACGCGAGAGAAGAAGAGGAAACGCUUGCCCUGAAUAUCAUCGCAGUGUCGCUUACUCCAGAGACAAGACGAAAACAAACGGAGCACCUGGCUGCGAUUCAAAUUCAGGUAUAG
Messenger RNA from Toxoplasma gondii ME49, 5136 nucleotides. RefSeq lists its product as hypothetical. The coding region runs from base 1 to 5136 and encodes 1711 amino acids. The transcript has 5 exons. Lineage: Eukaryota; Apicomplexa; Conoidasida; Eucoccidiorida; Sarcocystidae. The record is from RefSeq and is a predicted model, not a curated record.